AUGGCCAAAGGGAGACGCUUCAACCCGCCCUUGGACAAGGACGGACGAUGGUUUCUGCACAUCGGAGUGACGCAGAAGACCCCGGAAUCCAUCACCAGUGAGACGCUCAAGGAGCCCCAGAACCCGCGCUUCACCCGGCAGAUCGAAGACAGGCUGCCGCCCAUCUACCGGGCCCGGGAGAAGCAAGCGGCCCACAACAACUUCCCCUUCUCCAUGCACGACAACCGGCACAGCCUGCGGAGUUCCGGCCUCUACGCUGACUCCGCCCUGGGACGGAGGAAGGUCGCCCCGGAGAAAAGGCAACACGUCUCGAGGAAUUUCAACCUCUGGGCCUGCGACUACGUGCCGUCGUACUUCGACGGCUUCUCCAACAACCAGAUCUCGUACGUGUGCCCGGAGGCGGUGGUGGUGCCGCCGUUCCGGCGCUUCCCGCGGCAGUACGACGAGGUGUGGGCCACCUGGCGGUUCCUCCCCGAGGGGAGCUACGCCGAGCUCCUGAAGAAGAAGCCGAAAGUCCGCUUCGCUACCGACAAAAAGGCCACCUCGCCCCUGGAGCUCUUGUGCCCGCCGGGGAGCCUGGAUGAGUUCCGGGAGGCGGGCAUGGCCGUGGGCAUCCCGUCCGGCACGGCCGGUGAGCGUAAGGCUUGCCAGGGCUAG
Messenger RNA from Pipistrellus kuhlii (Kuhl's pipistrelle), 657 nucleotides. RefSeq names its product testis expressed 36 (gene TEX36). The coding region runs from base 1 to 657 and encodes 218 amino acids. Lineage: Eukaryota; Metazoa; Chordata; Mammalia; Chiroptera; Vespertilionidae. The record is from RefSeq and is a predicted model, not a curated record. The transcript is spliced from 4 exons.